This is a messenger RNA of Leucoraja erinaceus (little skate), 1172 nucleotides long. RefSeq names its product trafficking regulator of GLUT4 1-like. Gene Ontology annotation, cellular component: membrane. NCBI's taxonomy places the organism in Eukaryota, Metazoa, Chordata, Chondrichthyes, Rajiformes, Rajidae. The coding region runs from base 143 to 697 and encodes 184 amino acids. The transcript has 3 exons. The record is from RefSeq and is a predicted model, not a curated record.
AGUUGGGGAGAGAGGAGGGUCAGAGGCAGGGAGCGGCCACCGUGAGUGUGUUCAGCUGCCAGAGGCUGCAGUCUGUCCCGCAUUGAGCUGACAUUGCCUCCCUUGUGGCCCGGGGAUGAGCGAGUAGCGGCAGGAGCUACUGAUGGAGAAAGGCGUGGACGUGGAUGCGGGGCUGAAGCUGGGACCGGCGGCGGGGGUCGGGCCGCCCACAGACGGGCAGGAGAUGGAGAAACUGUUGGUGAGCGCAUCGGACGGCAGUUUGGAGAACGGGCUGGUCAAGUCCCGCUCCUUCUCUGCCGCCUUGCCCGGCGACAAGGGUCAAGAGGCGGCGGCGCCCAAUGGCCACAGCCUGCGCUGUCUCUCCACUGAGUCUGUCACCCAGCUGGGAGUCCCCCCGUCGCCAUCCCGGGUCAGUGUGGGUCGUCUCUCCUCCACCUGCACCGCCAGCGGCCGCGAACAGAGUCGCCCCCGGGACUAUCUCAUUCUGGCCAUUAUCAGCUGCUUCUGCCCCAUGUGGCCCAUCAACAUUGUGGCCCUUGUGUACUCCAUCAUGUCCAGAAACAGUUUACAACAAGGUGACACUGAUGGAGCCAGGAGGCUUGGACAUUUGGCCCGGUUACUGAGUAUCAUCGCAAUAGUGCUUGGAGCUCUCAUUAUCAUCACCUACUGUGUGGUGAACUAUGCAGUGGGCAUGUAGAUGACCUGCAGACCACAGGGGAUCAUGGGCUGAAUUCCUAGACUGACUGAAUGAAGGGAAGUCACCUUUUUAACCAAGUCCAAGACAAGAUGGCGGGUGUGACCAGGACAAUGUACAUCAUCCAGUUCCGUGUAACCAGGACUGGAGACUUUCCGUUGUCAAAGCUAAGCGGCCAAUUGCAGGUAGAUGGCUGGGCGAGAAGGCCAGUGACAAGACCCUGUGCUGGGACGUACACUUGCAUGCUCCUCAACGCACAGACCUCUGGCACCGACCGUUACUGCACAAACCUGUCAUCUUUGUACAAACAGCGACUGUCCGUCCAGCUGAGACCUGCCAGCAGUAACGUGUCGAUGAUACAAGGGAAGGAAAGGAAACAGAGAACGCAACUCAGGACGGCACCAGAGGUUGGGCAAAUUGCAGCAUUUUGUACUUUUGAUGAACAAACGUGACUAUAAGCAUGUGGAGAGUGAAAAUA